Messenger RNA from Anopheles darlingi, 302 nucleotides. RefSeq names its product mitochondrial import receptor subunit TOM7 homolog (gene Tom7). The record is from RefSeq and is a predicted model, not a curated record. Bases 90 to 248 code for a protein of 52 amino acids. NCBI's taxonomy places the organism in Eukaryota, Metazoa, Arthropoda, Insecta, Diptera, Culicidae. Gene Ontology annotation, cellular component: mitochondrial outer membrane translocase complex. Gene Ontology annotation, biological process: protein import into mitochondrial matrix. The transcript is spliced from 2 exons.
UCACAUCGACUGUCACAAUUGUCACGAAAACAAGAAUUCGAAGAAAAAGUGAGAAUUCGUGAAUUCUUGUUUUACAAAAAAUUCUCAACAUGCUUUCCCCGGACGUUAAAGAACGGCUUGGCGUCGUUUUCGAGGUAGUUAAAACCUCUUUCCACUGGGGUUUCAUCCCAACCCUGUUGUAUUUAGGAUUCCGCAAAGGAGCAGAGCCGGGAAUGCCGCCAAUUGCGAUUACCAACAUUCUGUGGUAGAGGAAUUAGACCAUUCUGCAAAGAUACAAUAAAAUAAUGUUACCUUAAAGGAUC